AUGACCAACAUGAACUUCGGCAAAUUCACGGACGUCGCCAAGCAACUCUCCGGUCAAAAGGACGCCUCCAAGGACAACCAGAAGGAGGGGGCCUCGUCCCAGACUUCUGACCAACAGGGAUGGGACAAGGUCGGCGAUGACGCCAAGAAGGCCUUCGCCAACUACCAGGCCGGCCAGGCCCAGGGCAAGGACCCCAACUACACGGAGAUCGGGGGCGUCGCACAGGCGGCGUUCUCGGCGUACAACCGCGGCAGCGGUGCUGAGGGAGCCGUCGGCGACGGGCAGGACAAGGAGGACAUCGGGAAGAAGGUUGUUGCCGGCCUCGACUCCGCCACCGGGACCGGCGAGGAGGGCCUGAAGACGGACGACGAGGUCAAGCUCUCGCAGGGCGAGGAGGGCACCCAGACGCUCGAGAAGCUACAGGGUUUGGGAGGGGAGGCGGAGACGGAGGGCGAGGGCGGGUUGUACGGGGAGAGCAAGCGGACGACGAGGAGUCAGGGGCUGAAGGGGGAGACGACUUUUUCGGCGGGGUAUCCUGAGUUGCAAACGUCUGCCGAUGUGCAGAGUUCAGCAGAGAUCAAGAGGCGGCUUAGGGAGGCGAGAGAGCGAGACAGCAAAAUCGACUCUACCGGUGAGACGCAGAAGGACACCGAUUGCCUCGGUAAGCCCUCGGACUGUUCUUCGGGUUGCGACAAGACGAACAGCCGGGAGGAGUGA
Messenger RNA from Colletotrichum karsti, 717 nucleotides. RefSeq lists its product as uncharacterized. The transcript is spliced from 3 exons. Lineage: Eukaryota; Fungi; Ascomycota; Sordariomycetes; Glomerellales; Glomerellaceae. The record is from RefSeq and is a predicted model, not a curated record. Bases 1 to 717 code for a protein of 238 amino acids.